CAAGACCUAGAUGUGGUUAUCCCAUGUCUGUACUUUGCAAUGUUCCCGCUUGCCUUGAUGUUGAAUGGGGUCGCGUCCUGGGUCUCCCUGCACCUGAGCUCAACCUCCACCUUCAUGGUGUAUCUGAAGAACCUUUUGGCUGCUGACCUUCUCAUGACCCUGACCAUGCCUAUUGUGGCGGCCAGUAAACUUCCUACGUCAUCUGUGGGGUUACGACUGUUCUCCUGUCGCUAGUCAGGUGUCAUCUUCUACACAUGCAUGUACACAAGCAUCACUCUACUGGGCCUCAUCAGUCUGGACCGCUUCUUCAAGAUCGUCAGGCCCGGUGGCAGGUUGUUGGGUCAGAACGUGGUCUUCGCUAAGGUACUGUCUGUCUCUGUGUGGGUGGCACUGUUUGGAGCCACUGCUCUCCCUACCAUUAUCCUGACCAAUCAGGAUGCCAGCAACAAGACGGAUGCCUCCUGUAUGUCCAUGAAGAGCCCAGCCGGGGUCAGACUUCACACAGUGGUGGUUGUGUUUAUGGAUGUCUUGUUCUGGGUUGUAAGCAUACUGGUUGUAGUUUGCUACAUGUGCAUCACCAACAAGGUCCUCCAGUCCUUCAGAAAUUCCGGCAGCAAAAACAGUCAGGGCAAGCAAAAGACAAAGGUCCGUGUCUUCCUGGUUCUGGUCGUGUUCUCUGUGUGCUUCAUUCCAUUCCACAUCAUGCGGAUCCCGCGGACCAUUCAGCAGACCAACAAUGUCAACGGCUGUUCUCAAGUCUCCAUCAACAUCGCUCAAAAGGUGACCCUGUGGCUGUCCACCGUCAACAUCUGCCUGGACCCACUCCUCUACUUCUUCCUGUGCAGGGAGUUCAAAGAGAAACUCAUGGGGAUGCUGAACAGAAAAGGGACACCUUCACAAAUAACAUCAGGAACCACAUAG
Molecule: messenger RNA, 921 nt
Organism: Oncorhynchus gorbuscha (pink salmon)
Lineage: Eukaryota; Metazoa; Chordata; Actinopteri; Salmoniformes; Salmonidae
Product: P2Y purinoceptor 13-like
Exons: 1
Coding region: 259-921 (220 amino acids)
Biological process (GO): G protein-coupled receptor signaling pathway; negative regulation of adenylate cyclase activity
Cellular component (GO): membrane
Molecular function (GO): G protein-coupled purinergic nucleotide receptor activity
Source: RefSeq, a predicted model, not a curated record